Messenger RNA from Myiozetetes cayanensis, 2452 nucleotides. Its product is annotated as gastrula zinc finger protein XlCGF26.1-like. Gene Ontology annotation, biological process: regulation of transcription by RNA polymerase II. Gene Ontology annotation, molecular function: DNA-binding transcription factor activity; RNA polymerase II cis-regulatory region sequence-specific DNA binding. The record is from RefSeq and is a predicted model, not a curated record. Lineage: Eukaryota; Metazoa; Chordata; Aves; Passeriformes; Tyrannidae.
AGCUGAAUCUCAACUUUUUUGCAAUUUUGGGGCCAGGGGUCUUCUUGCUGUUUCUGAGGGGUUUUUACCUGAAUCUUGGUGGUUUGGGUUUUUGUGGGCUGAAUCUUGGUGUUUUGGAGGUCCCCCAGAACCCUGAAGUUGGGAGAUGGGGGAGUCUUGGAUUCCUGGGACCCCCAGCAGCCUGGAGAGGGAGGGCAGGGACCCCGUAGAGGGGAGACCCCAAAUACACACGGGACUCCCAGCAGCCUGGACAGAGGGGACCUCCAGAAUCCCAAAGUGGAGGGACCAGAGAGGAGGAGCUCCUGGCUGGGGUUUUUUGGGCUGAAUCUUGGUGUCUUGGAGGUUUUUACGGUCAGAGGAUGCCCAGUGAGUUCUAGAGAUGGACUUGGGCAGGAGGAACCCCCAAGGCAACGCGCUCAGCCCUUGUUUGCCCCCAGCAGAAUUUGUCCUUCCCAAAGCUUGGGCGCAUGGAGGAGGAGGCUGCAAGGAAGAGGAAAAUGCCGCGGGCCCCCCAGGCAGGCCCCGAGCUGAGGACGGAGAGCACGGAGGACAAAUCCCCCCGGCAGAGCCUGGUGGGAGAGGCCGUUUUGAAGGGCUCCCCGGCGCAGGAAGGCAGCGGGGAGGAAAAGGCCCCGAGAUGCCCCCGGAGGAGGGGCUGCAAAGCCAGCCCAGGGAGCUCUGAGGAGGAAAGACCCGUCCUGUGCCGGGAAGGCGACCAGAGCUUGAGCCAGAGCUCUGAGCUGGUGGUCCCUGAGCAGCCUCCCAGCAGGGAGAAGCCCUUCAGGUGCUUGGAAUGUGGGAAGAGCUUCAGGAAGAGCACCUGCCUCCUCAGGCACCAGCACAUCCACACUGGGGAACGGCCCUACACGUGUAGGGAAUGUGGAAAAAGCUUCAGUGACAGCUCCACCCUGAUCCGACACCAGAGCAUCCACACUGGAGAACGACCCUACAUGUGUGGGGAAUGUGGGAAGAGCUUCAGGCAGAACUCCAACCUGACUGCACACCGUCGCAUCCACACUGGGGAACGGCCCUACACGUGUGGAGAAUGUGGGAAGAGCUUCAGGAACAACUCCACCCUUAUCAAACACCGUCGCAUCCACACUGGGGAAUGGCCCUACACGUGUGAGGAAUGUGGGAAGAGAUUCAGCAAGAACUCCCACCUGAUCCGACACCAGCUCAUCCACACUGGGGAACGGCCCUACACGUGUGAGGAAUGUGGGAAGAGCUUCAGGAGCAGCUCCCACCUGAUCCAACACCAGCGCAUCCACACUGGGGAACAGCCGUACAUCUGUGAGGAAUGUGGGAAGGGCUUCAGUAUCCGCUCCAGCCUCAACACCCACCGGCACAUCCACACUGGGGAACGACCCUACACGUGUAGGGAAUGUGGGAAAAGCUUCAGUGACAACUCCACCCUUAAGCCGUACAUCUGUGAGGAAUGUGGGAAGGGCUUCAGUAUCCGCUCCAGCCUCCACACCCACCGGCACAUCCACACUGGGGAACGGCCCUACACAUGUGGGGAAUGUGGGAAGAGCUUCAGUGACAACUCCACCCUUUUCCAGCACCGUCGCAUCCACACUGGGGAACGCCCCUACACGUGUGGGGAAUGUGGGAAGAGCUUCCACCGGAACUCUGACCUCCGCUGCCACCAGCUCAUCCACACUGGGGAACGGCCCUAUAAGUGCUUGGAAUGUGGGAAGAGGUUUCAGACCAGCUCCACUCUCCUCCUGCACCAGCGGACACACACAGAGGAGAGGCCCUUCCGCUGCACCGACUGCGGGAAGGGCUUCAAACAGAACUCCAACCUCGUCACCCACCGGCGCAUCCACACCGGGGAGAGGCCCUUCAAGUGUGGAGAGUGUGGGAAGAGCUUCACCCAGAGGUCUACCUUGACCAAACACCAACGGACUCACCAAUAAGGGAAGGCCCUACGAGUGCCCCAACUGCAGGAAGAGCUUCGGCCGCUGCUCCCACCCCGAAUGACCCCCUGAUGGUGAGGCAACCCCUGGAGUCCAGUGACUGUCAGUCCAUCCCUUUCUACCAGAAAGGGCCCAUCCCCUUUGCCAGGGGCAGGUUGUGCCAACAGAACCCUUCUUGGGGGGUGUGUGGAGAUUUCUGCCUUGGCUGGGGCCCCCCAAGGUCAGUGCUGGAGGUUGAGAGCAGAGAUCUCCCCACGAGCGUUGCUCUGGGGGAGUUCCAUCCAUCUCUAAUUCAUAAUUCUUGUUUUGGUGCCAGCUUGAGUAGAAUUGAUUUAAGAAUUGCUUUAGUUUAGUGCACUGUCCUAUCUUAUGCUGUACUACUGGUAGUUUUAGUGUUUCUAUUGUGCAGUAAAUAAUUCUGAUGAGGAUCUUUUGUCUGAUCAUUUGUAACCCUAAAUAAUUCAUUUCUAUCAAUAGAUGUGAUUUGUCAUGAUUAAAACCUGGGGGACAAAAGUGGUUCAGUCCCACCUCUGUAA